ACCCGCCGGGGUGGAGAGAGAAUGCUUAACUCCUUAGGCUCUCGUUCCUCCGUCCCUGCGCCUCUCUCCCUUUCUCGUUCGGGCAUCCAGCACUUCGGUCUCGGAGGCCCUGACUCUCCCCCCUCAGCUUUCUCCUUCUGUCCCAUAACCCCUGUGGGUCUGUCCCCGGCCGGUCCUAGGGUCCCACCAGCUCAGAGCAGCUGAGGGUUAAGGGGGCGGGGCCGCUGCAUUUUUGGGGAGUGAGCGCAUCCUAGCGGCAGCCAAAGAGGGGCGUCCGGCAGGGACCCUAUGAAGCCCCCGAGCAGGGGCAACAGGUGUUCUGCAGCUUAGGGAUCACGGUCUUGUUCCUCAGACUCUUUUUAAAGAAGCCAGAAUUGAGUGGAGUGAGGUCGACGGGAGAGGAAGGUGAAGCAGAAAAACAGAAGUCAGCACGACCGGACUGUGUGGAUGGGAUGGGAACGCCGGGGGAGGGGCUGGGCCGCUGCUCCCAUGCCCUGAUCCGGGGCGUCCCGGAGAGCCUGGCGGCGGGGGACAGUGCCGGGGCUGGCCUUCCGGCUCUGGACCUGGCCAAAGCUCAAAGAGAGCACGGGGUGCUGGGUGGUAAACUGAGGCAGCGACUGGGGCUGCAGCUGCUGGAACUGCCUCCCGAGGAGCCCCUGCCUCUGGGACCACUGCUCGGUGACACGGCCGUGAUCCAAGGGGACACAGCCCUAAUCACACGGCCCUGGAGCCCAGCCCGUAGGCCAGAGGUUGAUGGGGUCCGCAAAGCCCUCCAGGACCUAGGGCUCCGAAUUGUGGAGAUGGGGGACGAAAACGCGACCCUGGAUGGCACCGACGUUCUCUUCACCGGCCGGGAGUUCUUCGUAGGCCUCUCCAAGUGGACCAAUCACCGAGGAGCAGAGAUAGUCGCCGACACAUUCCGGGACUUCGCCGUCUCCACUGUGCCUGUCGCAGGCCCCAGCCACCUGCGCGGCCUCUGUGGCAUGGGAGGACCCCGCACAGUGGUGGCUGGAAGCAGUGACGCUGCCCAGAAGGCUGUCAGGGCCAUGGCCGCGCUGACAGAUCACCCAUACGCCUCGCUGACCCUCCCAGAUGACGCAGCUGCCGACUGUCUCUUUCUGCGACCUGGGUUGCCAGGUGCACCCCCUUUUCUCCUGCACCGAGGAGGUGGGGACCUGCCCAACAGCCAGGAGGCACUGCAGAAGCUUUCUGAUGUCACCCUGGUACCUGUGUCCUGCUCGGAACUGGAGAAGGCUGGAGCUGGGCUCAGCUCCCUCUGCCUGGUGCUCAGCACACGCCCCCACAGCUGAGGGCCUUGACCUUGGGGUCCUGGCAGGUCGGGGAUGGGGCAGCAUAGAAUGUAGAAGGGGGAAGAAGGUUAGGUAGAGGACGGUGAGUAGGUGGCAGUAGGGGGAGAGAACUCUAAAACUGGGGGGAGGGCAUAGUGUGGGAAAAAGGAUGGGCCUACUGGGUGAGUCCUCUCUCAGAAUCAAUAAACUAGAAUUGGCUUUUA
Molecule: messenger RNA, 1513 nt
Organism: Oryctolagus cuniculus (rabbit)
Lineage: Eukaryota; Metazoa; Chordata; Mammalia; Lagomorpha; Leporidae
Gene: DDAH2
Product: DDAH family member 2, ADMA-independent
Source: RefSeq, a predicted model, not a curated record